Molecule: messenger RNA, 469 nt
Organism: Camelina sativa (false flax)
Lineage: Eukaryota; Viridiplantae; Streptophyta; Magnoliopsida; Brassicales; Brassicaceae
Product: glucan endo-1,3-beta-glucosidase 12-like
Source: RefSeq, a predicted model, not a curated record
CUCGAGGUGUGACCAUCUUUAAGCUCUCAAACCUUCCAACUUGCCAAUUGUGAAGAUGAAAAGUUUCUGGUCAAGGAUAGCAAUUGCUCUACUUUUCAUAACAGCAACGUUUUCAGCAAAAGCGGAGUUCGGACAAUGGUGUGUAGCCGAUUCACAGAUACCAGAUUAUGUGACACAAGCUGCCUUAGACUGGGCUUGUCAACACGACGAAGCAGACUGCUUUAAGAUUCAGCCUAACCAGCCUUGCUUCUUGCCCAACACUGUCAAGGACCAUGCCUCUGUUGUCUUCAAUAGUUAUUACCAGCGUUAUAAGCACAUGGGUGCUGAUUGUUACUUCAGCAGCGCCGCAAUACUCACGCAACGCGACCCUAGUAAGCAACUUUAUCUAGACCCUUUUGUCAACAAUUAUUUAAGCUCUUUGAUGAAUGAAGAUCUUGACCCAUUUGUGUUUGAUUAUCUCAUGAUUUGA